Molecule: messenger RNA, 4383 nt
Organism: Plasmodium fragile
Lineage: Eukaryota; Apicomplexa; Aconoidasida; Haemosporida; Plasmodiidae
Product: serine/threonine protein kinase
Exons: 1
Coding region: 1-4383 (1460 amino acids)
Biological process (GO): protein phosphorylation; intracellular signal transduction
Molecular function (GO): ATP binding; protein serine/threonine kinase activity
Source: RefSeq, a predicted model, not a curated record
AUGAUUGAGACAACGGGAAAAAUCGAGUAUAGCAAGUCCAAGACGAUUCCCUGUGAUGGAAGCAAUGAUGAUGAGGAGGAAGAGUCUAGUAAUUACCUGCCCGUGAAGUAUGAAAAAACUCUGGAGUUGGACAAGGAGAAUGAGACGAGUAACACCCUGGAUGAUGGAGUAAAGAAAUGCCAAGGUGAUGAGUUGAGCAACUCCCCAAAGGGGCCCAAGUCGAAAGGUGCAAAAGGUGCAAAGGGUGCGAAGAGCAAAAAUAAGGGAAAUGCUGCUAAUCGCGCAAAAGGCGACGCAGCGGUAGAUUUCUCCAAAACAGAGACCCUUGAUGACGGCACCAUGGAGACAACAACCAGUGGAAGACACACCCCUUCUGCUCAAAUCCCCAACGUAAGUAUGAAAAAAGCGUUGCAUGAAAAUGUUUCUGCAAAUGCGGAACACGUGGAGGAAGGUCGAGACAACAUGUGCAUGGGAAGGAUGGACACGGAGGUUGUGUCGAAUGGUAAUGUGUAUAACAGGAAUGUCACAAGUACGAAGUAUUUUGAUGUCAUGGGGGGGACUGGUACAGGUUGCAACGGGGAUAGCAUGGAUAACACAGAGAGCGGUUGUUAUCCCAAGGGAUUCUCCUCCGUGGAAGCAAAAGAAGGCGAAGAUACUUCCCCCUACGGAGUUGAUGUCGAUGGGAUGAAGCAUAGCGUUACAGAGGCAUCAAAAGGGGGCUCAAGCGAAGAUACCUUUGCAGUGGAUUACACCAACAUGUCCAUGGAGGAGAAAGAAAUAUUCGCACAGAUGAUGGAAGAGCAGACGAAGAAGAAUAACAUUAUUAAUGGUGGCCAUAAGAAUGGCGUAAAGGAAGGCGAACCGUUUUGCAUGACCACAGGAAAUUUUUCCAUCCCGGGUAAGGAUAACACGGAUAACAUGGAUGACACAGAUUAUACCAAUGCAUAUGUGCAUGCAACGGAAGAUAACAGCAGUGAAUUCGCGUCGCACAAUCAUACCGAUGGUGGUGUGUAUUCGUAUAGUAAGGACAACCAGGGGGGAGUCACCAACUAUUGCAUUGAUGGCUCAGUCGCUAACGGGGAAGGAGGACACCCACGCGAUGGUGGGAAGCAAAGUUUGGCCAACUACCCCCAUAUGCUGAUGGGGAAGAAGUGGAGCGACCAUGUGGGAGGCGAUGGUUUCCAUGCAGCAGCAGGUGGUCACCUUGGAGGGGGUCACCUUGGAAGUGAUCACCGCGGAGGUGGCUAUCAUCCCCAGGACGAGAACAAGUGUACCACGGAAGACGUAAUUUAUAUGGGGAUACAAGCGAGUGGAAGUAAAGCACCGCAGUACGAAGCGGAUAGUAAAGACUACCUGUACGCAAAGAAAGAAGAUUUAAAGACGGUUGCAUAUCAUCAGGACCUUUUCAACGAUAUAGAGAAUGUGAAUGAUAGCACCACAGAAUGUUCCUCUUCCGUGAAGGACAUUCCUCAACUGGUUGUUAACCAUCCUGGAGUCUAUUCAAAUAGGGUAAGCGACAAGGACGGUGUCUCCGUCAUCACCUCGGGGCACUUUACUUCCUACCCUGAUGCAAACAAUUUGGAGUUUAAAAAUGGUUUAGGAGAGAAAGGUUCCCAUUCAGAAAAGGAAAAAGAGUUCAUAUUUGAUAACAACUUGGGGUACAGCCAAGUGGUGAGUAAUGUCCCUAACACUUGUGAAGGGAAGGAGGAGGGAGAAGAAAAUGCAUUUGGUGAGUUCGUUGGUGGUGAGCCGAACCAGGGCGGGGUUGGUAGUUACGUAGCAGCAGGUCAUAGUAAUAAAGCCCUUUACACACCAGGGGCGAGUAACAGCGCGCUGGAGAAGAAGUGCGUAGUGAGCGAGAAGAGGGGACAGGGAGGCCCGAUUAACAUGAUGGUUAGCACUCCUGUUGGUGGUCUGGCCAGCGGUAUGAAUGUGAACAACGGGGGACGAAAUUACAAUACCAGCAAGAGGGAUUCUCUCCACGGGGAAGCCCAUACCCCCCCCAAUGAAGCUAUGUACAAGAAGAAGAAUUUUUACAGUGGGAAAGAGGUAGACAGAAUGAAGAAGAAAAAUGAAACGACAUUGAGAAAAAGCCAAUUACUUGAAUAUUCGAAAAAUGAAAAUGAUGAAUGUUUGGAAGAAUAUUUUAAGAGUACAAUUCCAGAAAACAUUUUGAGGAACAUAAAAUAUGAGAAUGCAACUAGCACGUUUAAUGACGACAUGGUUGUUAGUAACCAUGCUCAUUAUAAUUUGGCUAAGGACUUGAGGAACAACAACCCAGCGAACGCGUAUUAUGGAUCCGGGCGCGGUAGAGACAUGGGAGAGAAGAAAAGUGCAGACGCGAUGAACAAUUCUGGUGCGGCCGUUCCGGGAAUGCAUCUUAGAAGCAGAGGAGGAGGGGCGGCAGCUGCUGCUGCAGUUUCGGCAGCAACGCCUGUUGCGGUGCGAGAUGCAUACCAUGUGCAAGCAGACAAAGGGGGCGAUGUCCGGGAAGACUCCCAUAUAUUGCGCAAGCAGAACAACGGAAGUUACAACUACAUGGGGAAUAAUAACCUCAACGGGGGCGGCUACAAUGGGGGUGGUUACAACGGGAAUGGUUAUAACGGAAGCGGUUAUAACGGAGGCAGUUACAAAGGUUAUUAUAAUGCGGACAAGGACCCCGGAAUGCUAAACAGGAGCACGAGAAUGUGCAAUGAACCGGAAUCGAAUUACGCGUCUGGUAAGAGGUACUAUCUGUUGCCUCCUAAAAAAUGUGAUAGCAUGAAGGAACAGAAGAACCAGAUGCUGAUGAUUUCGAAGCAGAAAAUAAAAAAAAUCUGGAACAAGUUUAAGAGCGGCGCAUCUAAAGAGCAGAACCUCAUUCCUGCAUUCGACAAUGAACACAAUUUGUUCCCCAACAUGGACGUUCUGCACGGGCCCAAAAUGCACGCGCAGGGGCCUGCCCAGAUGGGCGCGCAAAUGGGAACACAAGUGGGCCCUCAGAUAGGCUGCACCCAAAUGAAUGUGCAGGUGACGCCUCAGAUGCACGCCCAAUUGGGUAUGGUCAUGCACCCUCAGAUGACGUCUCCACUGCAUACUCAACUACCGGGACAGUUGCACAGCGAGUUUUACGGCAUGUCUAGUCCCUUCCAGACGUGUAACCAAGGGGGAGUAGGAGGUCCAUUCAUGAGUCCUUUCAAGGAAUGCAUAAGCAAGCCCAUACGGCGAGGCAGCAAUGUGAUAGAAAAACAAAUAAAGUCCAAGUGUAUAUACAACUGGAAGUUGGCUCAAAAAUCUCUUCUCAAAAUGUUGCACAGUGCACAUGAUUACCAUUUUAACGGAGUAGAAUACGCCGAUUGGCAAUUGACAUCCAUCCCGACGUUAGGUUUUUCCAAGUCUAGUAACCGAGUGCAGCAGAUGUACAAAGCAGUGAUCCCUUCGAAGGAUGGGCACACUAAGAAUGAGGUGAAGCUAUUCUUGAAGAAGGUCCCCAUAUACAUAUGGAUCAAGCAGUACAACUUAAUGAGUGAGUACGAUGGAGAAUAUGUAACAGAUGGGGAGAAUUUCGUUAUGGAAGCAACUUCUUUAGCUUUCCUGAAUGAGUAUCACCCAGGUAUAACCCCCAAGUUGCAUCGCAUUUUGUACGAACCCGAUGGGAAGGAACCAAAUGAGUACACCAUCCCACCAAAGUCCAUGUUUAACAGUCUAACCUUAUUCAAUGAUAUUCUAACGGAGCGAUUAAAAUGCAACAUAAGUGGAAACAUUGUGAUCGUCUCUGAGUUUUUCAGUGAAGACAUUUUAGACUUUAUUGAUCGCAGACAGAAAAAGUUAAAUAUGAAAAUUAAUAACAAUGAAAAGAGCUAUAUUUUGUACCAGUGUUUGAAGUUACUAAUAAGGUUACAUGAUGCAGGUUUGUCUCACUUAGAUUUGACCCCAGAAAAUAUUUUAAUUUCCGAUAGCUACGAGAUGCGUUUAUGUGACUUGUCUAAGAGUACUCCAAUAUAUACUUACAAUUUGAGACAUAUAAAAGAUGUGAAUCGUUUGUAUUUGUUUGAAUCGUGUGAACCUACCAUUGCCAAGGGAGCUUACAUGCCGCCUGAGUGCUGGAAGAUUUAUUGGAAGUAUGACACGAUGAAGAUUAAGAAUCCUCUGAAGGACCUAAAGAACAUCACCGAUCAGGAGAAGCGGAAACAAUUUUACUUUGACGUUUCUAGUGCGGACAAAUUUAUGUUGGGUGUCUUUUUUUUUUGGAUCUGGACCAAUGGCAAUUUGUGGAAGUGCUCCGACCCUCUGCAGGAUGAGGACUUUUUCUAUUUUGUCAAGUGUGACAUGAACUUUGACAAAUUCGAGUUGACUCGCAAGUGGCCGAGCGAUUUGAAGAACAUCAUCAAGGUGAGUGAUUGA